GAUCACAAAACAUUUGAAAAGUUUGUUCGGCCGGUGACUGUAUCUGGGAUUUGCUCCGAAAACGACGAGACGAUGAAAAGCUGAUCAACACCACCAUCAAAAUCAACAUCUACAUCUAAUCUUUUGUUAUCUAGCCAAUUACAUAUAUAUUAAACAAGAUGGAUCUACAAGGGCAUGGGCAACCCCAGGCUAGCAACAUCAUGGGUAAUGUACCCCAGUUACCAUAUGCAACAAAUCCAUAUGAUUCAACCCAAAUAAGUGGGGCCCCUGGCAGAGGACCAGUAGUAACAUCUGGUGGCCCCAUUCCAGCCACCACUCAGCCCACGGCCGCUCAAUUGGCUCAACAACAGCUGGCUUAUCAGCAAAUCCAACAACAGCAACAGCAGCAACUUCAGCAGCAGCUCCAGUCAUUUUGGGCAAACCAGUAUCGAGAAAUCGAAAAUGUGAAUGAUUUCAAGAACCACAGCCUUCCGUUAGCAAGAAUCAAGAAGAUCAUGAAGGCUGAUGAGGAUGUGAGGAUGAUAUCAGCAGAGGCACCUAUCGUGUUUGCAAGGGCAUGUGAAAUGUUCAUUUUGGAAUUAACUUUGCGUUCGUGGAAUCACACUGAGGAAAACAAGCGGAGGACCCUACAAAAAAACGAUAUUGCUGCUGCUAUCACAAGAACUGAUAUUUUUGACUUUUUGGUUGAUAUUGUGCCAAGGGAGGAUAUCAAGGAUGAAGCUAUGACAUCAAUGCCAACUGUAACUGUGCCAGUUGGCGGGCCUUCGGACACGUUUCCUUACUAUUACAUGCCAGCUCAGCAGUCACUGCAGUCGGGAACACCAGGGAUGAUAUCAAACAAGCCUAUGCUGGAUCCUGCUCUUUAUGCACAGCAGCCUCCCCCUUAUAUGGCUCCAGCAAUUUGGCCGCAGCCACCUCAGCAGCCUCAAUCACCCUCGGAUUCAUAGAUGUUCAAGAGUAAUAAUCCAUCGUUAAAAGCAUUCGCUUUUCUUGAUAUCUAGAGAAAUGCGGAUGCUUACUUUUGGGACGGAGGGAGUAAGAAGAACGGUCUGCAUGCGUGUCUGAUGCCAAAAUUGUAACAAUGGAGCAAUCUUCCAUGAUUAGAAGAGAAAGAGGAUCACGAACAGAAUGGCAUCUAAGAGGAUUGAUAGGUUAAAGGAGAUAUGUGACUCUUAUAUCGACCAAAACAUUUGUAGCUUCGUAUUUAUAAUCCAAAAAAAAUUCUUGGGUUCCCUAGAACUGGUUUUGUAUGAUAUACUUCUAUGCAUUCAUUAUAUCAUAUAGUUGUCUGAUGUAUGUUGAUUACUGAG
Messenger RNA from Cynara cardunculus var. scolymus (artichoke), 1310 nucleotides. RefSeq names its product nuclear transcription factor Y subunit C-9-like. Gene Ontology annotation, biological process: regulation of DNA-templated transcription. Gene Ontology annotation, molecular function: DNA binding; protein heterodimerization activity; DNA-binding transcription activator activity, RNA polymerase II-specific. The coding region runs from base 159 to 947 and encodes 262 amino acids. Gene Ontology annotation, cellular component: nucleus. The transcript is spliced from 3 exons. The record is from RefSeq and is a predicted model, not a curated record. NCBI's taxonomy places the organism in Eukaryota, Viridiplantae, Streptophyta, Magnoliopsida, Asterales, Asteraceae.